Molecule: messenger RNA, 1518 nt
Organism: Podospora anserina S mat+
Lineage: Eukaryota; Fungi; Ascomycota; Sordariomycetes; Sordariales; Podosporaceae
Exons: 3
Coding region: 1-1518 (505 amino acids)
Molecular function (GO): protein binding
Source: RefSeq, a predicted model, not a curated record
AUGCCGGCACUGCCAAAAUGCAGUACCCUUGGCAACGGCAAGGACAUGAUCAAGACACGACACGGUAGUUCUUCAUACUUGGAGGUUACUUAUCAUGUCUCUUCAGACUUUCACGUCAUCAAGAAGGCGCCGCUGGCUUUAUCUCAGUCGCCGGCCACAUCUUACAACAUGUUCCCACUCAUAUCUGCCCUUGCCGUCCUCCUCGGCAGUCAAAGAGCCCUGGCAGCCUCAGAUCCCAUUCCACCAACAGCCAGCUCAUGCCCAAACAACAGCCACCUCAGCCCUCUCACCCACAAACGGUCUUGCCCACGGCUUGUUGAUGACGAGACGGCCAUCCUGACCAACAGCUGGUACCCCUGGUCCAUUCCCCCAACCUGUUUCGACCCCACAAAACAAAAGGGCAAACGCCCCAGAGUCAAGCUAUCGAAACUAUGCACCUUCACCACCCUCAACACAUGGGCCGGCACCCCCCUGAGUAUCAUCACCACCCCAGAAACGGCCGCUGAUGUCGCCUCGUUCAUUCAUUCGCCAUAUCUCUCCUGGCUGGAGAACGACCGGGGUGGUGUCCCCUUCAGGCCUACCCACUACCCCAAGAACCCUUUCAAAGUGGAGAAGCUACCCAACAGAGGCUAUGGUGUUCUUGCCACGGAGCCCAUCAAAAAAGGGACAGUCUUGAUGGCGCAGCUGCCGGUUAUGCUGCAGUUGUUGGAGAGCGCUGAGCAAAAUGACAAGUGGGAGACGAGGGACGUGUUAAGACUUUUGCAGAGGGCGGGGAAUCAACUUCCCAAGGAGCAGCAAAGGGAGGUGAUGGGGCUGGCGGCGCAGGGAAAGGGGUAUAUCGUUGAUGACAUCAUGAAGACGAACACGUUCGAUGUGACGGUGGGGGUGUUGGAGGGUUCGACGGGGCAGAUGGGGUGGGGGAGUCAUUCCGGGUUGUAUCCUGAGAUUGCGGUCGGUUUCCUCUUUUUUGGGCUCUCGAAAAGAUGGAUGACUAACCUGACCAGCUGCUUCACACGUUUCUCUCCUUCCACCCUGAUCAUGGAGAUCGUAGCCUACAAGGACAUUUCUCCUGGCGAGGAGCUUUCCAUCUCUUACGCCCCCCUAAACAUCCUCUCGGCCGACCGCUCCGAACUUCUCAAAUGGUGGGGCUUCACCUGCACCUGUGCCCUCUGCCAGAACCCCACCGCCAUCAAAAAGUCGGACAAGCAACGUAACCGGAUCCAGGCGCUACUGGAAGAGUUCGACACCCCGUCCAGACUGACAGAGGAAAAGAUCGCCGAGAUCGAACAACUGGUAAGAGAGGAAGGGAUGGAAGGGCAAAUGGGCGACUUGUACAAUAUUAUCGGGAAUGUCUAUGCUCAAAGGGGGGAAAUUGAGAGGGCAAAGGAGUACGGGAAGAAGGGUGUUGUAUGGCUGAAGCAGUAUGCCGGGGCGGAUAGUGAGAGGACCGAGAUGGCGAAGGGGUUUGUGAAGAGGUUGGAGGACUUUGAGAGGGGGAGGAGGGAUUGGAGGCCUUAA